UCAUGCAUGUUUGACGUGGCAAAGGUUUUCCAAACAAUGUCAAAGUGAAACUUGAAGGAUAAGUUGCGGAAAGGAAACCUCAGAACCCCCGUUUUGGUUCAUAGAUUGUUGCUGAGUACCGAAAAAACAGCCGAGAGAGAGAGAGAGAGAGAGAGAGAGAGAGAGAGAAUGGAACAGAGCAUCCCAUUUCCUAUCUCAAUCUCUGCUUCGCCACUCCGAGAAAACUUUCCAUGUGAGCCAUAUUAACUUUCAACCCACGGCUCUGGUUUUGUGAUCCGAUGGAGAACCCGGGAGUUUUUGAAUCUGAUCCCACGGUGAUGGCGAAGGCUACGGAGUUGAAGAGAGAGCUGCAGAGACUGGUGCGGGCUAUUGUAGAUGACGAGGAUUACAGCGUCGAAACCAUUGAUCGGGCCAAGGAGAAGCUUUGUGCUUUGAAGGAAUUGAAGCUGAGGGGGAAGCGGUCGCCCUCGUUGAAGCUCCUCGAGACGCUGUCCUGUCCCGAGGAGUUUCGGUGCCCCUUGUCCAAGGAGUUGAUGAGAGACCCUGUUAUUGUUGGUACAGGGCAGACAUAUGAUAGAGCUUUCAUUCAGAAAUGGCUAAAAGCAGGCAACCGGACAUGCCCUGUAACCCAACAUGUUCUCUCGCACACCAUUCUUACCCCAAACUACUUGAUUCGAGGAAUGAUAUCUCAAUGGUGCAAGAGCCGGGGUAUUGAAUUGUCGGAUCCUGUUUACCAUGUUAGCGAGGAAGCGGUAACAGAAUCAGAUCGUGAACAUUUUCUUUCUUUGCUGGAGAAGAUGUCUUCAACACUCUCUGAACAAAAACAAGCGGCCAGGGAGCUUCGGCUGUUGACAAAGAGGAUGCCCUCGUUCCGGGCACUAUUUGGCGAGUCUUUCGAUGCCAUUCCCCAAUUGCUCAAUCCACUUUCUGAAAGCAGGUUUCAAAAUGGUAUUCACUCGGAUCUCCUAGAAGAUGUUAUCACAACACUCUUGAAUCUCUCAAUUCAUGACAACAACAAAAAGCUUGUUGCUGAAACCCCAACGGCGAUUUCUCUACUUAUGGAAGCAUUGAGAUCAGGAACCAUUGAGACAAGGACCAACGCUGCAGCAGCCCUUUUCACUUUGUCAGCUCUUGAUUCAAACAAGGUGCUUAUUGGAACAUCUGGUGCCCUGAAACCACUCAUUGACCUAUUAGAAGAAGGACAUCCGAAAGCUAUGAAAGAUGUUGCUUCAGCAAUCUUUACCCUAUGCAUGAUCAGUGAGAACAAGGCAAGAGCUGUGCGGGAUGGUGCAGUGAGAGUGAUUCUGAUGAAGAUCACGGACCGUAUUUUUGUGGAUGAGUUGUUAGCCAUCCUCGCGAUGCUCUCAAGUCAUCAAAAGGCCGUUGAAGAAAUGGGAGAACUUGGAGCUGUUCCUUGCUUGCUUCGCAUAAUUAGAGAGAGUACUUGUGCACGUAACAAGGAAAAUUGCAUUGCAAUCCUCCACAGUAUCUGUUUGAAUGAUCGAACCAAGUGGAAGGAAAUGAGAGAAGAGGAGAACACCCAUGGAACUAUCUCGGAGCUUGCUGAGAAUGGAACUUCAAGAGCCAAGAGGAAGGCUAGCGGCAUUCUUGAGAGGCUGAACAGGAUUGUUAAUAUCGUGCAUACUUCAUGAUGAGCUUUGUUGUGCAUCACUGCAGAACUCAAUGCCCUGUAAAUUCUG
This is a messenger RNA of Juglans microcarpa x Juglans regia, 1700 nucleotides long. Its product is annotated as U-box domain-containing protein 9-like. Gene Ontology annotation, biological process: protein ubiquitination. Gene Ontology annotation, molecular function: ubiquitin-protein transferase activity. NCBI's taxonomy places the organism in Eukaryota, Viridiplantae, Streptophyta, Magnoliopsida, Fagales, Juglandaceae. Gene Ontology annotation, cellular component: cytoplasm; nucleus. The transcript is spliced from 2 exons. The coding region runs from base 279 to 1652 and encodes 457 amino acids. The record is from RefSeq and is a predicted model, not a curated record.